GGCAGGGUUUCCACGUGAGCUAAAAAACGGAUAGACUCUUCCCUCCCAAAAAGGGCAGAAAAGGACAAAUAACCUAUUGCUUAUUGUUUACUUUUACUUAAUUUUCUGUUAAUUUUCAUCUUUAGUAAAUUGUGCUAGAAUUAUGCCUAACGCUUCAGAAUUCUGUUAGGAUUAUGCUAAAUUGAUAGGUAUGCUAGACAUUAUGCUAGACGUCAAAAAUUUACUCAAAUUAUGCUAAAAACACAAAAUUAUGCUAGAUCUGGCAACAGCCGCAACACUGAAACCCGCGUAUCUAAACAAGGCCGCCUGGAGACAAGGCGACACGACACAACACACACACCUGCUGCCUUCCUUGACACUCUUACACUUACACAAAGGCCUGGGUUUCAAGACCCAACUCUAGUAGGGCUCCUAGAAGCCCAUCCAGCCAUCGUGCUGGUAAAAAUAAAACAACAACAACAGAGACAAGGCCAGAUCAGUUUCGCGGGUAUCUUGAUACGUCAUCAGCCGACGAUCGGCUUCCGGUCUUCGCCUCAGUUAGUUUAAAAUGGACAGCGGUGGGGUACGCUUAAGGCCGCCGGGAGAACACGCUUCGCGCGACUUGCUUUCCAUUAUAAAACUACUUGUGACAAUGCCUUCUACUUGCUGUGUACCUUACUGCAAAGGCAAUUACAAAACUGGUUCAAGAGUGAGUGUAUACCGAUUCUCUCAACAGCCUGAGCUUCGGAGGAAAUGGUUACAAGCCAUCAGGAGGAAGCAUUUCACUCCAACUCAUUACAGCAGGACUCACUCAGUGCACUUACAUCCCUGCAGUCACUCUCUGCUUCACAUCCAGUUGCUGCCAAGAUCCAGGAAUGGCUGUUUUGCCUCUCAACAAGGAAAACGUCCGUGCAGUUCUGCUGGGUUCCUGGCCAGGUUGACGUCCCAGGUGUGGACUCCCUCGCUCGCUCUGCUGCCCUAACCACCAGCAACUUCCCACAUCCCAUUCCUACCGCCGACUGCUUCCCAGCCCUCACCUCCAUGCUCCGAGACUUAUGGCAGUCUUCAUGGAACAUGCAGAAUGACAACAAACUCCAUGCCAUCAAGCUCACCAUCCUCCUGUGGCCUCUCUCCACCCACCAGAACCGGCGCUGGGAAACUGCCCUUGCUUGUCUCUGCCUGGGCCACACCGGUCUCACUCUUUGACACCUCGUGCGCCGUGAACCUCCACCCAUCUGCCAGCGCUGCCACUGUGCUCUAAGUGUCUCACAUAUAUUCCUGGACUGCUCUGACACAUACCCCCAUCGUCGUGAUGCAUUUCCUUUCCUGGCCACCCUGCAAUGCCCCGCAGUGCUCACUGAUUUUCUUGGAGACUCUCCCACCUUUUCUGUCCCUAGAAUAAUGACCUUCCUAACCAGUCUUCAUCUCUUCAAUCAGAUCUGAGUAAACGCAACUAUUCUUAGUGCCAUAUAGCCUUUCAGGCUUGGUGCUGGUACCUUUUCAAAAUUCAAUUAAAUUUCCCUGCUGAUGGACCCCCCCACAUCCCUCUCCCCUAUACUACCUGCAACUCACGCACCAUCUGUUACAGGCUCCACUCCCUAAUCAAUUCCUCCAGUCCGCCCAUUGAGCCCGUAUAUCCUCCCUAAAAUCCUUGUAUAUUGUCUAGCAAUUUCAAUAUUUUGAUGUGUUGGUGAUUAUCUAUUUAUUGAUUGAAUCAGCCAUAGGGGAGGCCAAGUGUGUGGUGUGGUUAUUUUCUUAUUAAUUCUGAUAAGGAUUGUCCUUAUUUAUUUACUUAUUUUUGUGAUCCCAUCUAAUAAUUUAUACACACCUGUGCAGCCUAGUUAUUAUAUUUCUUUGUGUUAAACAGUUAUUUCUUUUGUGUAUGUGUUUGGGCUACAACAGGUGGUGCUGACGCUGUGAGUGGCACUUAUUUCAGUAUUAGGCAACCGUGUUUGUACUUAUUUCCUGAUUAAUUUCUAUUUUUGAGGUGAUAUAUUUUAUGAUUGUCUUUAUAUUAUUUCAGUGGGUGUUGCUUUAACUUUGAACGUAUCUUAACUUUAUCCCUGAUUGUGAUUAAGUUUAACUUUGCCUUAUUUUUUGUGUAAAUAAAUUUUGU
Portunus trituberculatus (swimming crab) is the source of this 2095-nucleotide messenger RNA. RefSeq lists its product as uncharacterized. NCBI's taxonomy places the organism in Eukaryota, Metazoa, Arthropoda, Malacostraca, Decapoda, Portunidae. The transcript is spliced from 2 exons. The record is from RefSeq and is a predicted model, not a curated record. The coding region runs from base 733 to 1185 and encodes 150 amino acids.